ACAUAAUGUAUGGGAACUCAAUCCAUCGGCCAUCAUUGUAUUAUAUUUUAAACCAUUAUAGUAUAUCAGAAUAUCAAUUACGGUUGUAUCAUUUAGUGGGAAUAGACAUAACUACUUUGAUUUGAUUUGUACACUUAUAAAAUAAUAAAUAUCCCAUAUAUUAUUAAUAGAUCUAUACUACAUACAAUAUAAAAUAUGUUUGGAUCAACAAACACAUCAUCAUCUACUCCUAAUUUCGGAGGAUUUGGGGCUUCGAAUUCAUCUGCCACAGGUAAUACAAGUGGUGGAUUAUUUGGAGGUUCCAAACCAGGAGUUACUGGCAGUGGGGGACUCUUUGGAUCAUCAAAUACUGCUCCAACAUCUACAACUCCAGGCCUCUUUGGUUCAGGAGGCACAUCCAAUACAAACACCCAAACUGUAAAUCCAACUUCCACUACAGGUGGAUUGUUUGGUUCAGGACUUCCUAACCCAACCACAAGUACUACACAAGGAGGAUUAUUUGGAAACACAGCAUCUGCAAAUACCGGAACCACCUCAACAUCUGGUGGAUUGUUUGGAGCAAAUAAACCAGCUACUACCACAACUGGUGGGUUAUUUGGAAACAAUAAUUCAAAUACAUCAACAACAGCCACUACUGGAGGUGGACUCUUCGGUAAUGCAGCUGGAACCACAUCUACAAAUACUAAUACAAAUGCUGGUGGACUCUUUGGUAGUACACCAGCAACAAAUUCUACAGCAGGAGGACUUUUUGGAAAUAAACCAGCCACCAGCACUACUGGUGGAGGAUUAUUUGGCUCAUCUAAUACUGGUACAUCUACUACAGGAGGAUUAUUUGGUGGUUCAAAUACUACUACUAAUACUAAUACAAAUACUGGUGGACUUUUUGGAAGCAAACCAGCUACUGGAGGAUUGUUUGGUUCAAAUACAACGGGUUCAGGUACAACAGGGGGAUUAUUUGGAAGUUCCAACCCUGGAAUUUCAUCAGGUCUUGGUGGUGGAUUAUUCGGAUCAUCUCAACCACAACAACAGCAACUACUACAACAACAACAACAACCUCAAUUAACAGCUAUGACUAGAGUAGGAGACUUACCCCCAGCUAUAAAACAACAAUUGGAGCAAUUCGACAAAUACAUAAAUACUCAACAUUUGAUAGCGACAACAUUGGAAUCGGAUUAUACCAAACAUGAUGCAUUGAUAAAUUCCAUACCGAAAGAUAUCAACUAUCUUCAUAAUAAAAUCACCUCUACUAAACAAGCUCUCAAAUUUGACACUAACCAAUUAAAGUAUCUUAAAGAAAUAAAUAAUGAAUUGACAGAAGAUAUAUCUAAAAUAAUGCAACUUAUAUUACAAUUAGCUACUCCAGGUACUAAAUUAUCUUCAUCAUUCCAAUUAAAUGAAUUUUUUAUAAAGAAAAUCAAGAAAUAUCAUGAAGUCUUGAAUCAAUAUGAAACAUUAUCUAAUGAAUUGAAUAUCAUCUUAUCUGGUUUAGAAAGACUGUGUAUUGAAGGAUUUGGAAAUUUAUUCAAUAUCGUUGAAGUUAUCAAAUCACAAUAUGGAUUAUUCAUGGAAUUAUGUGAAGUAAUGGCUCAAUUACAUAAUGAAGUAUCAAAGGUUUCAAAAAAGUAAAUUAAUAAUAAUACAUUGUCAGCAUAUACAACAU
This is a messenger RNA of Scheffersomyces amazonensis, 1660 nucleotides long. It is a transcript of the gene NUP49, whose product is annotated as FG-nucleoporin. Gene Ontology annotation, cellular component: nuclear pore. NCBI's taxonomy places the organism in Eukaryota, Fungi, Ascomycota, Pichiomycetes, Serinales, Debaryomycetaceae. The record is from RefSeq and is a predicted model, not a curated record. Gene Ontology annotation, biological process: nucleocytoplasmic transport. Bases 196 to 1626 code for a protein of 476 amino acids. The transcript has a single exon. Gene Ontology annotation, molecular function: structural constituent of nuclear pore.